AUGGAGAAGAAAGAGGCAGCCAGCCCAAGAGCCUUCUUCGAUGCAGGUCGCCAGAGUAUCAUGCUGAAGCCUCAAGAUUCCCAGCUAUUCCGAGGGGAGAAAGUCCAAAUGUCCAGGUUUGGCUCAAAGAAUAUUAGCACCUGGAGUGCUCAGAUCCAGAUGUUUAACAAUAGCCUGGAAAAUGCAACUUCCUUCAAUUCCCAGAGCCCAGUGCUAAAAGGCAGUUUGGACAACACCAGUAUUGAGAUCCAGAUGUUAAAAGAAGGUCUGAAAAACACCCGCACUCAGACCCAGGUGACCCAUGAAAACCUAACGAACCUCAGCACUCAGAUCCAAAUGUUAAGAGAGCAGAUGAAGAAGGUCAGUGACUUAAAUUCACAGAUUCGAAGUCUAAAUAAUCAUUUGGAAAACACUAGCACCGAUGUCCAGGUGAUAAAAGGAUGUCUGAAGAACGUGGAUGCCUUACAAUCCCAGGCCCAGAUGCUAAGACACGAUCUGGAAAAGGCCAGUGGAGAGAUCAAGACCUUACAGGAAGAUCUAAAGAAUGCAAGUGCUUUCAGUUCUGUGACUGAGGUGUUACAGAGUGGUCUAGAAGCUUCCAAUGCUGAGAUCCAGAUGCUAAAAACAAAUUUGGAAGGCAAAAGUGUCUUAAGUUUCCAGGUCCAAAUGUUACAAAACAAUUUAGAAAAAAACGAGGCUGAGUUGCAAAGAGUGAACAAAGAUUUGGAGGAUGCUAAUGCUCUUCAUGCCCAGACCCAAAUGUUAAGAGGCCAUUUGGAAAGCACCAAUGCUGAGAUCCAGGUCCUAAAUGGACAUUUGGAAAAGACCAAUGCUGAGAUCCACAUAUUAAAAAUGGGUCUAGAAAAUGUCAAUGCUUGGGCACAGGUGGCAAAUAUCAGCCUGAAGAAUGCCAGCGUUCAGAUCCAGAUGUUAAAAGGGGAUCUUAAAACUAUCAAUGCCUUGAAGCCAGAGGUCCAGCUACUGAAAAGUCAUUUGGAAAUAAAGAACACAGAGAUCCAGAUGUUGAAAGAAGGUCUGAAGAAUGCCAUCACUUCAGGUUCCCAGAUCCAGACAUUAGCCAAGGGCCUGGCAAAAGCCAAUGAUGAGAUCCAGAGGUUAAAGACAGGUUUACAAAGAGCAAGUGAUUUAACGUCCCAGAUUCCGGAAUUAAAAAGUGGCUUGAAUAGAACCGAUGGAGAGAUACAGAAGUUAAAGGAAACACUGCUGGCCACUGUCACUGCCUUAAGUGAUGAAAUCCAAGAAAUCCGAAAGAUAAAAAGUCAGCAGGAGGCAGUCACCCAGCAACAGCAAAUGCAACAAGAUAGCAUUCUGCAGCUCAUUGUCCAAGGCUGGAGCUUCUAUGAGGGGAAGGCAUAUUACUUUUCAAAGACCAAAAAAUCUUGGGAUGAAGCUGAGCAGUUCUGCAUCUCCCUUGAUUCUCAUCUGACCUCAGUGACAUCAGAAGAAGAACAGGAGUUUCUGAAAAAGAGGACAAAUGGAGUUUAUCACUGGAUUGGCCUGACUGACAAAGGAACGGAAGGUGUCUGGCGAUGGGUAGAUGGGACUCCUUAUAACAGUGCCAAGAGCAAAAGGUUUUGGAACAGGAACCAGCCAGACAACUGGAACCAUGGUAAUGGCAUACAAGAAGACUGUGUCCAUCUCAUGGAGAAGUGGAAUGAUAUAAUAUGUCACCAACCUUUCCCCUGGAUCUGCAAGAAGGUGGUAGAAGAAUUUGCCCAAAUCAGUCACCAAAUGGUGAACAGCGGCCAAGCCUCCUAA
Messenger RNA from Gracilinanus agilis (Agile Gracile Mouse Opossum), 1779 nucleotides. It is a transcript of the gene CLEC4F, whose product is annotated as C-type lectin domain family 4 member F. Lineage: Eukaryota; Metazoa; Chordata; Mammalia; Didelphimorphia; Didelphidae. The record is from RefSeq and is a predicted model, not a curated record. The transcript has 6 exons. The coding region runs from base 1 to 1779 and encodes 592 amino acids.